AAUGCUAUCACCUUCCGAUCAAGAAAUUGUAGCGGAAAAUGCUCGGCGAGCUCUUGAUUUGCUCGACGAUCAGGUCUUCGGACUAACGGAACAAGAGAGGCAAAUCGAGAAUAUUGUCUAUGAUUUUCUGCAGUCGAAAGAUGGAAAAUGUGCUCUUCUUGAAGGAGAACGAAAUUGCGGCCGAGAAAGCACACUUCGGAAGGUUCUCAACAAAUAUCACAAGGAAUUACGAGUAAUCAACGCAGGCUUCGUUGCCGCCGAUCCAAAUUAUCAGCAGGAACUCGCAAAGGAGGAUGACGAAGGAUAUUUUGUGUUUUUAGUGCGAGACGCCGACAAAUUAAUCACUCCACAGCAGCAAAAGUUCCUCUACACGAUGGUUGACAAGGCGACACACUUCUCGUGGCUCGUCUUUUUCUCCGUUUCCCGACACGAUUUCGCUCAGAACCUUCAGAAACAGGCGACGUCGAGAAUUCCGAAAAUUCAGGUGUCAUUUGACGCGACACACGAUUAUGAGGAGUAUUGUGCAGCGUUGACGCAGUUUUUGAUUCCUGGCGGCUCAAAAUGCGAAGAAUCCGAGUGCUAUAAGAGAUUUGUGAAGAAUUUGAACUUUCAGACAUGGCUUAGGCCGGUUUUUGAGACAAGUCACUACGUCGUUCUGAAACAAUUGGCCGCGCAAUUCCUGAUGCUUUUCGGUUACUAUUGUGACGUAGAAGACACGUGGAAACCCGAGGAAAUCAGCAAACAGAUUCGUAAAAUUGUCGAGACGACUUCUCCCUCGUAUAAUGGAAAAUUGUUGAUUUUAAAAGAUCAAACAGUUCGAGCACAAUGCGUUUUUCUUUGUGUCUGGAGACUUGUGCAGAAUAAAGAGUCAGAUGGACCACUUUUGGCGCCAAAAACUUCGUAUCGAAACGUUUUUCUAGAAUUCAAAAAACUCGUUAAUCAACACUAUCCUCCACUGAACGUGAGCAGUGAUGUCUACGUAUUCCGAGAAUUGGAUCAUCUCGUUAAAAUGGGAAUUUUGAAGGCAGACGAGAGCACAAAUGUGACAAAUACCUCGUUUCGAAAAGUUUGGCUUCAUAUCAAUGAUAAAAUUGUGGAGGACUCGAUCUCGAAGUUGCAGCUCCCGCGAGUUGUUUCCGACUUUUUUAUGACUAUUUUGAAGUAAUUUUGAUAUUUUUUGUACUAUUUGCAAUGAAGAUUGAUCUCGAUAUUU
Molecule: messenger RNA, 1213 nt
Organism: Caenorhabditis elegans
Lineage: Eukaryota; Metazoa; Nematoda; Chromadorea; Rhabditida; Rhabditidae
Gene: orc-4
Product: ORC (Origin Recognition Complex) subunit
Exons: 7
Coding region: 2-1165 (387 amino acids)
Biological process (GO): DNA replication
Cellular component (GO): origin recognition complex; nucleus
Molecular function (GO): DNA binding
Source: RefSeq, marked reviewed